UAAUCUCUUAUGUCAGAAGUUGGCUGAAAUCAACUUAUUUCAGCCAGUGGCAGUGAAAGAAAGAAAUGACGAUGGAAAAGCACAAUGAAAGAGGGUUUUUCUACAUAACUGCAUGCUCCUUCAAGGUUUAACAUGCGAUUGUUUCAAGGAGAAAAAUUAUGGUUGUUUUUUCGUAUAGACGCAGGGCACAAAACGUUUUAGAUUGCCUCGUAAAAGGAGUAUUGAUUUCAAAGUCUCGCCCAGAAUUUUCUGCGGGGUGGUAAAUUUCUUGAAUACCGUUUGGAUCGAGAGGAAAACAUGUUCAAAGUAGCGAUGUGUCUUAUCAAGUAAUCCAAGGAGAACUGUCUUCGGUGACACAGAAUUUUGUUACCAAAGUUGUCCGUCCAUCUGGUUUGUCAGCAGAAAAUAAUUUAGCGAAAUAACCUUUCAGGAUUCCAUUCAUAUCCUUCGCCAAACACCUGCUGAGGAAGGAAGGUGUUUGCCACAUUGAAUUCGCCUGGAACACCGGCAGGAAAGGGGAGCGACCUUUUUUUCAAAAGAUCAAGGAUACACUGAAUCGAGGUGCCGGUUGUAAUUAUUAUUAACUCCGUGUGAACUGUUAAAACGAGAAAGGCGCAGAUCAUGAGAAGACGCAGGCCUAAUCAGUUAUCCAUUAAACCAGCCAAGGCUUACAUACUGGGAAAGGCUGGAGUCGGCAAAUCGGCCCUGAUUGUAAGGUUUAUGACCAGGCGGUUUAUUGGAGAAUAUGCCCGGGCAAUAGAGGGAACCUACAAGUAUCAGAUUGAAACAGAAAAUGAAGAGGUAGAGUUGGAGAUCGCGGAUACUGCGGGAGAGAACACGGCCGAGAAGUUAAGUCUCAUUUCCCGUCAGGGUGACAUUUUCAUCAUUUUGUACUCUAUCACGGAUCGUUCCAGUUUUGAAGAAGCAAAGCGCAUUGCUCGCUUUGUAAAGGACAGUACCGCAGAUUCUGUUGCCAUAGCAAUCGUGGCCAACAAGUGUGACCUUGAACAUUUUCGGCGCGUUAAAUAUGAGGAAGGGGAAAGUCUCUCGAUGGAAUUGAAUUGUGCUUUUCAUGAAGUUACUACAUCAGAAGACAAUAAACAGGCCAGAGAAGUCGUGCAGAAGUCAGUGUCAAGUUUUAUCCGUAGUCGUGAAAAAAUGAAAGAUUCUGGAAAUUUGAAAGUGCCUUCGUUUGUUAAAAGGACUCCGUCGUUUGAAAAGAGUGAGAAAAAGAAGCGGUUAGGGCGUUUUUCACAAGACAGUUCCAAAUCACUGUCACGACCGUUUGAAUUUCAUACACGAAUGAGACGGAUUGAGGAGGGAGAUGGCGAAGAUUACAAAGUAAACAACAACACCAACAACAACAACAACAACAAUCGUAUAUCCAAUGCCUUUGAUAGUAAGAACAAUGACCGCGUGAAUAAAAAGGAUGCUCAGUCCAGUGAAGCUAAAAACCGCACUCAAGGACCGUUUAACGUGGAAAAGAUGAAGAGCGCAACUUCUAAGAAGCUGCACUCACCCACCGAAAAGACGGGUGAUUAUUUCAAUGAUGACAAACCCAAGAUACCUUUUACUGUUCAUAAAGUUAAAGGUUCCUCCGCUGGCGAACUGAAGCGGCCUCUUCCGGUCGAUAAAUUAAGAUCACGCUCAUCAUAUAAUUGGACUGAAAAUUCGGUUACCGAAGAGAAGCCGAAGCAGUCUUCAAAAGGACCGUUUUCAUUGGACAGACUUCGGAGUCAGUCGACUGAAAAGCUUCGGCCGUCUUCGUCGAGUGAUCGGCCGAAGUCGAGCACUUCUUCGUUCACUCGUAUGAAAGAUGGACUGAUGGGUAGAACCAAGGCAUUACGAAGAAAACCCAUAUAUCUAUGAUACCACCAGCGCAAAUUUUCACCGCAAUUCUGUGUGUCUCAUCUGGCCAGGCCGCGGGCCAUUCCUGCGCUUACCACGUUGACAUCCGGGAACCAGCUGAAGCUAUCUGAACAGCUAUUUUAGUGAACGAAGAGCGCAUCGAGAAACAUUAACUAGACGAACUCUUGGAACAAGUCAUUUAGAAUUAAAAAUUACUAUUAUCGGCAUCAUUUUUAUUAUCAUGAGUGCUCGAAUUCAUUAAAAUGCAAAGUCUAAUUAAUAAAGCUUUAUUUUAAAGCUGAAAGAUUUUUUAACUCCCCUCCAAGAAGUGUUCUGGCUAGAUCUGGCCUUUGCAGUUUUUGCUCAAAACCGCGAGAAAAGUUUUUCCUUGAUAUCAGAAUCGUGGCAUCCUCCAGGAUUCAUCUUGCAGUAUUGAUUACCAGUGAAUGUUUUCUGCUGUAACGUUUAACAUUCCUUCUCAUUUUUUUUUUAAUUACCUGAAAAUAAGUUCAGUUACAUUAGUACUGAAAUACUCAGAUGUUACUUGAGACACAUCAUGUGCGUGUGAGCUGAGGGCCAUAUGUUAGAAAACUUAUGUAGGUUAAUAUGUUACCCUCGUUAAAUAAAGAUGUGUGUAUG
Molecule: messenger RNA, 2487 nt
Organism: Stylophora pistillata
Lineage: Eukaryota; Metazoa; Cnidaria; Anthozoa; Scleractinia; Pocilloporidae
Molecular function (GO): GTP binding; GTPase activity
Source: RefSeq, a predicted model, not a curated record